AUGUCUGCCCCUCCAGUAUAUGACGCCGAAGGUCACUACUCGCAGGCUUCGACGACAUCGUUGCCUGCUUACCAACGUCACGAUUCCGCAAAUGCAGCCAUAACAUCUACCCAACACACCUUCACGCUCAAUGACAGCAAGACCAAGAUUCGUGCAUCUCUCAGCCUCACGAGUAACGCAACUGCUCCAGAAAGUCUCCCCGUCUUCUUGGAGGGGAACAUUGUGAGCGGCUCCCUCGCCGGGAAUAUUCCUUGGGGGCAGAAGGUUACCCGAAUCGUGGUCUUGGUCCGGGGAGAGAUUUGGCUAGGCGGUCCCGCAAACGACGUCAACAGAUCGCCGCACCUCCAAUCCGACAAACUCAGAUUCUUAAAUAUCGUGGUAACAUUAUGGGAAAGGGCCCACGGAGCAGAGCUUAUCCAAGGAGAGUUCAAGUGGCCGUUUUCUAUCCCACUACCGAAGGAGGUUCUACUCAACGACCCUGGAGAGCCAAAAGUACAGCGAAAAUAUUCCCUCCCGCAAACAUUUCUCGAACGUGGUUCACCGGUGACCUUGCACUACUCGAUAAUGGCGCGAAUCGUCUACAAAAACAUGUUUCGCGAUGUUGACGCAGAAAUCAAAACAAUGUUCGUUUAUGUUCCCGCGAUUCGACCAGACCCACCUUCGCGUUUGCGCCAGCUUGCUUAUCGAAGCAAUUCUUCUAUUCCCGGUCCGGAAAUUGAUCCAGCCGGCUGGUAUCUCUGCAUGCCAAUAGUUGUUCAGGGUAUCGUGUUCAACGCCCGCCCCAUUCAACUUCAGUGUUUGCUCGCUCUUGCUGAGCCACUCUGUUACACGCGCGGAGGGUUUAUACCUUGUCUUCUCACUUAUAAUUGCGCCGAUAAACAAGCACUGGAUUUGCUCGCUACUCCAUCCGCCAUUUCCAUCUGUCUACAGCGUAGGAUGACCUGUGCACCAUUUCGCACAAGCAGUGGCCAUUAUCCCCUUGCAGCAAAUGACGUCCACGAAUGCGCUCGAGCAACUUGGUCGCUUGCGGCACCUAAUUAUCAGCGCCGGGACACACGAGUGUUCGAAGGCGAGAUUGCAGUUCCGAAAACUUUAAAGCCGACCUCCGCUCUGGCUCAAUUUACUCUUGAUUAUUAUGUUGUACUACAGCCUCCACGCGCGACUGGAUUCGCCUCCACUGGUGUCAGUGGCCCACUCUUGAGCCAAGAAGUAAAAAUUGCGACUAUAUUUCCUCGGGGAACGAGACCUCGAUCCAAUGCUCCUACUAGUAUAAUUUAA
Mycena indigotica is the source of this 1278-nucleotide messenger RNA. RefSeq lists its product as uncharacterized. The coding region runs from base 1 to 1278 and encodes 425 amino acids. The record is from RefSeq and is a predicted model, not a curated record. NCBI's taxonomy places the organism in Eukaryota, Fungi, Basidiomycota, Agaricomycetes, Agaricales, Mycenaceae. The transcript has 7 exons.